AUGGUGCUACGGGAGGACUCUGUACCUGUCGUCCAGAUGGCCCGGCGCGUGCCGCUGUCCCUGCAAGAGCCACUACGACAGGAACUAGACCGACUGCUCCAGGCAGGCAUCAUUGCCAAAACAGAGGAGCCGACAGACUGGAUGAGUCCCCUAGAGAAACUCAAUUGCGGGCCCGUGGUCGAGAUCUGGGGCGACGACAUGGCGCACGUCGUUUGGGACCUGGUCCACGAGAGGCUCAUCGAGCCGUACGUGGACGCCGACCUGACUGUGUUCGAUAUAUCAAUGAAGCAUCGCCACCAGAUCAACGGCACUGUCACCCUGGAUGCCCCACAGGCUCUCAAGAUACGCGACGUGGGUGUCAAGUGUGCCACCAUCACGGCCGAGAAGGUCGUUCUCGAGAAGUACUACUUGAAGCGCAUGUGGAUGUCGCCCAACACCGCCAUUCGCAACGCCCUCGGCGGCGCCGUGUUCCCGGAGCUGAUUGUCUGCCGCAACAUCCCUCCGCGCGUGAAGCAGUGGUGCAGGCCCAUCAUCAUCGCGCGCCACGCGUUCCGCGACCAGUACAACGGCAAGGAUUUCGUGGUCCCCAGACCAGGCACGCUCCAGAUCAAGUACUCGCCCACCAUCGGAGCUCGCUACAACCUUGAGUUAGAACACGCGACACCUCCACUGUUGCCCGCAAUCCUGCCUGUAUCGUCCAGAGACCAAGCACGCUUGUCCGCAGUGGUCGAGUUGCCGCCUGCUUAA
Messenger RNA from Dermacentor silvarum, 747 nucleotides. Its product is annotated as isocitrate dehydrogenase [NADP] cytoplasmic-like. Gene Ontology annotation, biological process: isocitrate metabolic process. Gene Ontology annotation, molecular function: isocitrate dehydrogenase (NADP+) activity. The coding region runs from base 1 to 747 and encodes 248 amino acids. NCBI's taxonomy places the organism in Eukaryota, Metazoa, Arthropoda, Arachnida, Ixodida, Ixodidae. The record is from RefSeq and is a predicted model, not a curated record. Gene Ontology annotation, cellular component: mitochondrion; peroxisome; cytosol. The transcript is spliced from 3 exons.